Messenger RNA from Sciurus carolinensis (gray squirrel), 1564 nucleotides. RefSeq names its product acetyl-CoA acetyltransferase 1 (gene Acat1). Lineage: Eukaryota; Metazoa; Chordata; Mammalia; Rodentia; Sciuridae. The record is from RefSeq and is a predicted model, not a curated record. The coding region runs from base 82 to 1365 and encodes 427 amino acids. Gene Ontology annotation, molecular function: acetyl-CoA C-acetyltransferase activity. The transcript has 12 exons. Gene Ontology annotation, biological process: fatty acid beta-oxidation.
GGGUCUACGGGUCCGGGUGACUGCGGCGGGUACGCUGGUGUGUCUUUGCCCUUGAAAGCUUUCCUUGCUGUUUGUCUGACCAUGGCUGUGUUGGCUGCAAUUCUGCACUGCAGCGUCCGUGGGCGCAGCCCUCUGCUUCGGAGGCUGAUGCAGGAAAUAAGAUACAUGGAGCGAAGUUAUGUAUCAAAACCAACUUUGAACGAAGUGGUUAUAGUAAGUGCUACAAGAACACCCAUUGGAUCCUUCCUCAGCAGCCUUUCCUCACUGCCAGCCACUAAACUUGGUUCCAUUGCAAUUCAGGGAGCCAUCGAAAAGGCAGGAAUUCCAAAAGAAGUAGUGAAAGAAGCAUACAUGGGUAAUGUUCUACAAGGAGGUGAAGGACAGGCCCCUACGAGGCAAGCAGUAUUGGGUGCAGGUCUACCUGUAUCUACUCCAUGCACCACUGUAAACAAGGUUUGUGCUUCAGGAAUGAAAGCCAUCAUGAUGGCCUCUCAAAAUCUCAUGUGUGGACAUCAGGAUGUGAUGGUGGCAGGUGGGAUGGAGAGCAUGUCCAAUGUUCCGUAUGUAAUGAACAGAGGAGCAACACCAUAUGGUGGGGUAAAGCUUGAAGAUUUGAUAGUAAAAGAUGGACUGACUGAUGUCUACAAUAAAAUUCAUAUGGGUAACUGUGCUGAGAAUACUGCAAAGAAGCUGAAUAUUGCACGUGAUGAACAGGAUACUUAUGCUAUUAACUCUUAUACCAGAAGUAAAGCUGCAUGGGAAGCUGGAAAAUUUGGAAAUGAAGUUAUUCCUGUCACAAUUACAGUAAAAGGUAAACCAGAUGUAGUUGUGAAAGAAGAUGAAGAAUAUAAACGUGUGGAUUUUAGUAAAGUUCCAAAGCUGAAGACAGUUUUCCAAAAAGAAAAUGGUACAGUAACAGCUGCCAAUGCCAGCACACUGAAUGACGGAGCAGCUGCUGUGGUUCUGAUGACUGCAGAUGCAGCCCAGAGGCUCAAUGUGAAACCACUGGCAAGAAUAGCAGCAUUUGCUGAUGCUGCUGUAGACCCUAUUGAUUUUCCAGUUGCACCUGCAUAUGCCGUUCCUAAGGUUCUUAAAGAUGCAGGAUUGAAAAAAGAAGACAUCACAAUGUGGGAAGUAAAUGAAGCCUUUAGUCUGGUUGUACUAGCAAACAUUAAAAUGCUGGAGAUUGAUCCCCAAAAAGUGAAUAUCAAUGGAGGUGCUGUUUCUCUGGGACAUCCUAUUGGGAUGUCUGGAGCCAGGAUUGUUGUUCAUUUGGCUCAUGCCUUGAAGCAAGGAGAAUAUGGUCUUGCCAGUAUUUGCAAUGGAGGAGGAGGUGCUUCUGCCAUGCUGAUUCAGAAGUUGUAGACAUCCUCUGCUAUUUAAGCAGACACCCUGUAUUCACCAGAAAGCCUGCUGAAAUCAGUGCAACUCUGUGGGGUCAGCUUAUACUGAAAAUAAGCUAUUUCAUUUUUUAUUCUUUUCUAUUUUAUUUUCUAGGAAAUAAGAAAAAUAAUCACAUCCUGAAAACUUUGGAAAUUAUAAUAAAAUUUUUCCUUUGCUUUAA